This is a messenger RNA of Rhopilema esculentum, 2396 nucleotides long. Its product is annotated as SMAD family member 3. Lineage: Eukaryota; Metazoa; Cnidaria; Scyphozoa; Rhizostomeae; Rhizostomatidae. Gene Ontology annotation, biological process: positive regulation of transcription by RNA polymerase II; activin receptor signaling pathway; anatomical structure morphogenesis. The record is from RefSeq and is a predicted model, not a curated record. Gene Ontology annotation, cellular component: heteromeric SMAD protein complex. Gene Ontology annotation, molecular function: RNA polymerase II cis-regulatory region sequence-specific DNA binding; DNA-binding transcription factor activity, RNA polymerase II-specific; I-SMAD binding.
CUGUUUACCUUGUGGUGGUGCGCACAUUGCAUAUCGCUGCGGGAUAAAAACUGGAGAAGAAAAUAACUUGACAUUUGAAGUUGUAUUUAGCUGCAAUUCUUAUUUGCUAUGUUUGAUUGAUUUUUCUGCAUGGUUGUGAGCUAACAGGCUGCCCUGUUGUGCAGACAGAUCGGCACCAGAGAUGACUUCUUUGCUAAAUUUUACACCACCGAUUGUCAAACGUCUUGUAGGCCACAAAAUCACGAGUGACUCUGACGAUAAGUGGGAUGAGAAGGCUGUUAAAAGUUUGGUUAAAAAGCUCAAGAAAAACGGAGGACUGGAGAUAUUGGAAAAUGCCAUUACAAAGCCUGGAACUCCAACAAGCUGUGUUACAAUUCCUAGAAGCCUUGAUGGUCGUCUCCAGAUUUCCCAUCGUAAAGGUCUUCCCCAUGUUAUCUACUGCAAGCUCUGGAGGUGGCCAGAUUUACAGUCCCACCAUGAAUUGAGAGCGAUUGACCUGUGUGAAUAUGCAUUCCACCUCAAGAAGAAACUCGUUUGUGUCAAUCCUUACCAUUACCAACGAGUGGAAACACCAGUUCUCCCUCCUGUUUUGGUGCCAAGGCAACAAGAAUUGCCCACAAAAGUGCCUGAAACCCCAUCUUUGGACGAUCUUGGUCGCCCAGCUGAGAAUAUAACUAUUUCACCAGAAAUGAGUGACCAAGUUUCAACUCCAAUAAGUCCAACACAGCUUUCUCCACAAGCACCACAAGGCUCCAAUUCAGUUGUCUCUCCAACAGCCCUUUCUGCCACCGCAUUGUCUCCAGUCGGCUCAACUGAUUCGUCAGUUCGUGGAUAUAUGUCAGAUGUUGGCUCAAGUGUUGGGGGUGGCCAAGCCAACCCAGCAAUUUUAAGUGAUUCCGUUGGGCCUAAUGUUGACAUAACAUCAAGUGUAGUAGAUGCGCAGCUCAUUUCAUACGAAGAACCAACUGCCUGGUGUUAUAUUUCCUAUUAUGAAAUGUCAACACGCGUCGGCGAGACUUUCCACGCCACCAAGCCGGUUCUCGCCGUUGACGGCUACACAAAUCCGUGCAGCGCCGACCGAUUCUGUCUUGGCCUCCUCUCCAACAUUAACCGAACCGAGACCAUUGAGUUAACACGACGUCAUAUUGGUAAGGGAAUGAGGCUGUACUAUUUUGGAGGCGAGGUUUACGCGGAGUGUCUUAGUGAUAGCAGCAUCUUCGUACAAAGCCCCAACUGCAACCGGCGGUACGGCUGGCAUCCCGCUACCGUCUGCAAAAUCCCGCCGAAUUGCAAUUUGAAGAUCUUCAACAACCAGGAGUUCGCUGCAUUGCUUGCUGAUAUGGUGCCACAGGGGUUCGAGGCAGUCUAUCAGCUUCGGCCUAUGUGUACCAUCAGGAUGAGUUUCGUUAAGGGGUGGGGGGCUGAGUACAGAAGACAAACAAUUACGUCGACCCCUUGUUGGGUUGAGAUUCAUCUUAAUGGACCACUGCAGUGGCUUGACAGAGUGCUCACCCAGAUGGGGGGUCCAAGUACAAAGAUAUCCUCGAGUACGUAAAUGUUGUAUCAAGUCCAUUUUAUCUUUAAGAGAUAUGACAUUUAGGAAUUAGGGUUGGGAACAAUGAGUCUUAGUUAUAAACGCGUGAUAAAGUGUUAUGCCUGCCCAAGGUAAUUACUGUAGCUUGUUUAUUGUCAUCAUUGUCACGACCUCUAGAAAUAUUUUUAUCGCAGUGUAAAAAGAACUUGUUGGAAUAUUUAUCCAACAUUUAAGUGCAGUUAUUGCGAUAAUGGUGACGUCAUAUGUUUAAUACUCAGGUACACCAGUUGCCGAAUCCCUGUUUUCCUUUGCGCAACCGAUCUCGAAUAUAGUAUGAAAAUGUCCUUAGUGCCACUAUGGGCUUGCCCCAUGCUCACUUCCCCAUGUGCUGUCCCCCCUCGGUACUUCCUAUGAGCCUGCCCCAUAUUCUCUCCCCAAUACACAUUCCAAAUAUGCCCUGCUCCAUUUCCUUUCCCCCAUUUCCUCUCCCUAUUUCCUCUCCCCCAUUUCCUGUCCCCCAUAUUCCCUCCGCCAUAUCCUCUCCCCCAUAUUGUCUCUCCAUAUCCUCUUCCUAAUGCGCCCUCCAAAUGUGCCUGCUCUUAGAUACCCUCCAACAUUUACCCUCUUACCCCAUGAAUCCUUCUCCGUGUUCCCUUUCUGCAUGUAUAUUCCCUAUGUACCCCCGUUUCAUUACCCCUCGAAAUAUAUUCACCCCAGACAGCUAGCUUUGCAAAUCUGUUUUGUUCUUUAGGCCUUUGUUGGUUUUUACUUUUAGCAAUCGUGUAAAUAGCAUUUUCCUCAGUUCUUCUUUAUCUUGUUGCUUUUAACUUUUCCAGGUAACUCAAAGCAAACUGCAACUUCA